Messenger RNA from Chaetomium fimeti, 2658 nucleotides. RefSeq lists its product as uncharacterized. The record is from RefSeq and is a predicted model, not a curated record. The annotation marks the transcript as partial. The transcript has 5 exons. Lineage: Eukaryota; Fungi; Ascomycota; Sordariomycetes; Sordariales; Chaetomiaceae.
CGUCUUUUCGCCAGCGCCUUCCCCGGAUCGGUGAUUGGCCGGACCCACACUCGGCUGCCCCCGGCGACUUGGGCCGAGCCGCCCGCCCGUGUUUCCCGGGCCAAGAAGCUUCCCCUCCACCAAGCUCCCCUCGUCAGUGGCCCAACCCCCUCGCUUUUUCCCGAAGGAUCAAGUUCAGCCCGCCCGGAUGACGAUGGGGGCAAUCUGGUGACUUUCUCUGAGGUCAAGAAGAGGUUCUGGCGAAGAAACUUGGCCUUGUGUCGGAAAUCGGCAGGCGCCCAACCACGGCCACUUCCAAGCUUGCCUUUCCAAGCCUUUGGAGGCCCCUUCUCCGCUGGUGCUUUGGGAGGCCUUGCUGCUGGCAGUCAAGAAGCGUCGUCCCCUCGUAUCUCCAGCGAGUUCCACGACCACCCGAUAACACCCGUCCAACAGCGCCAGCGACGGACGCUUCCUCGCCGACAAGACACCGCAAGCCCCCGACCGGAAGACAGACCGCCCACUUCGUCUUCCCAGCGGACUCUCCGCCGAACCCCCCGCUUCUCUGCCAGUCCCAGUCCCAGUCCCAGUCCCAGCCCCCGCCACCCCGAUACUACACCACGCCGGGCCCACCUCGAAGCGGCCACUGUUGGCAUUAGCCCUCGGCCACUCUUCUCGACAGCUGGCGACCCUGCGCAAUCUGGACCGGCCGAGCAAAUCUUCCAUUCCUUUCGGCGGCAGCUCUCCCAGGAGCUGAGCGACGAUCCCGAAGAAGCGUCGACCGUUCUCCCGUCGUCGUUCAACCAAAAUAGCCAGCAAUACCCCUCUUCGACAAGACCCCAGCCUCACCCGGCUGUCCGGCUCUCCAAGCAUACCAAGAGUGCCAUCCUCUGGGCCCUCGAGGAAGCACUCCGAAAACCGCACCCUUUCUCCUCCGAUCCUGUUGAGGAGAACGCUUCGAUGGCGGAUCUUCUCGCCGGUAGCGGCGGCGGCCCGCCCACGACCAAUGGCCAUGUCACAUCCUCCCGGCCAACUGCACCUCCGGCUCAGACUGGAUCCCCGCAACAAGUGAUUCGUGGCCCUCGCAUGAUCAUGCGCGAGCGGGCAGAGCGCGAGGCCAGACAGCGAGCAGAGAGGGAGCAGAUGGAGCGAGCCCGUGCUGAAGAAGAGGCUCGCUUACUUGAAGAGACACAACGCCGGGCGGCUGAACAGAGGCCGCCCGUCGCUGGCGCUGCCCCAGGCGGCGAUAUACCCACCGAUCCGGCCACCCAACGCCGGCAACAGCGUGCCCAGGAGGCCCAAUCGGGCUCCCGAAUCCCAUCUGGCAUGUCUGCGUCUGCCAUGCAGCAUCAAUCGGCCACCGUACCACCUUUGCGCCCAACCAGAGUUCCGGCCACAGCACAACCACAACAAAGCUUCACCCCCGCGCCUCAGUCUGGCAUGAACACAUCGGCGCCUGCGCAGACGGGCGAGCCGUCAACCCAAGGCAUGGGCUCUGCCCGUAUUAAGAAUUCGUUCCCCCAUGCCUUCGAGCGCUGGGAAGCUCUCUCGGCGCACUGGGAGGGCAUGACGAGCUUCUGGCUGCGGAGACUCCAAGAAAACACGGACGAGGCCGAACGUAACCCGAUAAGCACGCAACUCUCUCGACAAGUUGCCGAUCUCUCGGCUGCUGGUGCCAAUCUCUUCCAUGCCGUGGUCGAGCUGCAGCGCCUCCGCGCUAGUUCCGAGCGCAAAUUCCAGAGGUGGUUCUUCGAGACCCGCUCAGAGUUGGAGCGGAACCAAGAGGUAAACGCAGUCCUCGAGACACAGAUGGAGCACGAGCGGCAAGCCAGAGCCGACGCCGUCCGGGUCGCUGCCCAGAACGACGCCGAGAAUAUGAAGCUCCAGAAGCUGGUGGGCGAGAUGCGACGGGAAUUGCUCAUUUCCAAGGAGGAAGCUCGCCGCGCUUGGGAGGAGCUCGGUCGCCGCGAACAAGAAGAACGCGACCGUACCGUUUCGCUUCAGCAGGGGCAGCCGACGAUCGUCGGCGGAGUGCAGGUCGUACCGAUGACCCAGACCAUACCAAGUCGCACCGCAAGUCGGCACACCCGAUCGACCAGCCAAGCUGCUGACACCUCCGACUACGUCGCCGCCCAAGGAAAUCAAUACCCAGUCUAUACCUCUGCCCCUCAGGCACCAUCUGCACCUGCCCCCGCCAAUCCCGUACCACAGUCGCCAGCUUCGGCCGGUGAGCAGAGUGGCAGAUACUACCAGCAGCCCGAGACCGGUGGCAAUGAUGAGGGCGAAUACGGCGGGGACUCCGAUGCAGGGUAUAGCGAAGGUGAAUAUAUGAUUGACGGGAGAGGGAAUUACCUGAGGGACGAACAAGGCAACAAAAUCCCGUUCCACAGCCCCUCCACGUCACCGAGCCGCGCAAGAAGAUCUGAUGCCGGCGCCGAGGAUUAUGAGACCCCCGUAUCGCAGGCGCCCACCAGCUACCCACCAUCCAGCUCACACUGGGCGGGCGCACAAGCAGGCGCGCAACCGGGCGCGCAACCAGGCACGGCCGAGUACGCCGGCCAGGGCUUUGCCGCGCCUGGCUGGGAGCAACUUCCCCGACACCACCACCCCACCAGGCUAAGCGAUGUGAUAGAGGAGGACGAGCGAAGCCGGACAUCGGUGAGCCACGUAAGCCGUGCCUGA